This is a messenger RNA of Ochotona curzoniae (black-lipped pika), 589 nucleotides long. Its product is annotated as prolyl-tRNA synthetase associated domain-containing protein 1. The transcript has 2 exons. NCBI's taxonomy places the organism in Eukaryota, Metazoa, Chordata, Mammalia, Lagomorpha, Ochotonidae. The coding region runs from base 47 to 568 and encodes 173 amino acids. Gene Ontology annotation, molecular function: aminoacyl-tRNA deacylase activity. The record is from RefSeq and is a predicted model, not a curated record.
GCAAGCCGCGCCCACCACCCUCGCCGCGCGCCACGACGGCAGCAACAUGGCGGGCGCCGACUUGCGAGCGGCUCUGGAGCAGCGACUCCGCGCCCUGGACAUCUGCACCGAGGUCGUAGAGCACCCCGAGGUGUUUACAGUUGAAGAAAUGAUGCCGCAUGUCCAACAUUUGAAAGGAGCACAUAGUAAGAACUUAUUUCUUAAAGAUAAAAAGAAAAAAAGCCAUUGGUUGGUGACAGUUCUUCAUGACAGACAAAUUAAUUUAAAUGACCUUGCCAAGCAGUUGGGUGUCGGAAGUGGAAAUCUACGGUUUGCUGAUGAAGUGGCAAUGCUAGAAAAACUGAAAGUUGGCCAAGGUUGUGCCACACCUCUGGCACUCUUCUGUGAUGAUGGAGAUGUGAAGUUUGUUCUGGAUUCUGCUUUUCUGGAAGGUGGACAUGAAAAAGUCUAUUUCCACCCAAUGACCAAUGCUGCUACCAUGGGAUUAAGCCCUGAAGAUUUUCUCACGUUUGUGAAGAAUACAGGACAUGAUCCCAUAAUAUUAAACUUUGAAAAAAAAUUAGGGUAACUUUGGAAUAAAUUUAUUUCU